AUGGAUAGAAUAUUUAACACAGUUAGAGUAGAGAAUGAUAAUCUAGAGUAUGAUGAAAAUGAUGAUUCACCAUCUAAUUCUGAUGGGUCACUUCAAAGUUGGAUUAGUUGGUUCUGCUCACUUUCAGGCCAUGAGUUCUACUUGGAAAUUCCAGAGGAAUUUAUUGAAGAUGAAUUUAAUUUAACAGGCUUAUCUGCACUUGUCCCGUUUUAUAACGAAGCCUUAGAGAUGAUUCUGGAUAUUGAACCAGAAGAAGUAUCAGACGAUGAUCAAGCUGCCACUGCUACGGCUGAUGAUGAUGAGAAUGGAGAUGAGGAUAUACAAGAAGAAGAGGAGGAGGAGGACGAUGGGUUUUGGAAAGAGACACCACGUCAACCACGUCAAAUGGGCUAUGUGGAUCCUAAUGUGGUUGAACCUUAUGCAGCCAUGUUAUAUGGAUUGAUCCAUCAACGUUAUUUAGUGACUCGUAAUGGCUUAAGAGUGAUGGCUGAACGUUACUCAAGUGAACAAUUUGGCGUUUGUCCUCGUGUUUACUGCUACAAAUGUCCUGUGAUUCCUUGCGGUCGAUACGAUGAAGCUGCCAAAGAAAGUGUCAGACUUUACUGUCCUUCCUGCAUGGAUCUCUAUUGUCCACCCAAUCCCAUGUUUCAAAACAUUGAUGGCUCACAUUUUGGCACAACUUAUGCCCAUUUGAUGUUUGAGACCUAUGCCGAAUUGGUGCCAAAACCCAAACCUCAUAUAUACCAACCUCGCAUUUUCGGUUUUCGAGUGAAUGAAAGUUCUCGUGUUGGCCCUAAAAUGCAAUGGCUAAGAGCCAAACAUGAUCAAGAAGAAGAAUUUGUCAAGGUAAAUCAAUGGCAACAUGCAUAA
This is a messenger RNA of Mucor mucedo, 870 nucleotides long. RefSeq names its product casein kinase II regulatory subunit-domain-containing protein. The transcript is spliced from 3 exons. The record is from RefSeq and is a predicted model, not a curated record. Gene Ontology annotation, cellular component: protein kinase CK2 complex; cytoplasm. The coding region runs from base 1 to 870 and encodes 289 amino acids. Lineage: Eukaryota; Fungi; Mucoromycota; Mucoromycetes; Mucorales; Mucoraceae. Gene Ontology annotation, molecular function: protein kinase regulator activity.